Molecule: messenger RNA, 2456 nt
Organism: Ostrinia furnacalis (Asian corn borer)
Lineage: Eukaryota; Metazoa; Arthropoda; Insecta; Lepidoptera; Crambidae
Product: neuroendocrine convertase 1
Exons: 14
Coding region: 96-2231 (711 amino acids)
Biological process (GO): peptide hormone processing
Cellular component (GO): neuron projection; membrane
Molecular function (GO): serine-type endopeptidase activity
Source: RefSeq, a predicted model, not a curated record
CGGGUGACACGCCGGCUGUGAAAAACACGUCCCCUAGACUGGAGGAAAGUCUAGAUGAAAAGUUAGACCGAAAACAAUUUUGAUUUUUUACAAAGAUGUUAUUUUACCUAAUUUGUCUAGUUAAUUUUAAUGCCGCGCUAACAUUUUCUUCAUUCGAAUCUAACGCUUGGGUACCAGGAAAGCAUAAGUACCACGGAGUGCACGAUGGGAUGGAACACACCAAGCAGUUCGUCAACGAGUGGACGGUGGUCGUGGAUGGGGACGAGGAUGUGGCUCAGCUGGUUGCUCUGGAACUUGGAUACAUUUAUGGUGGCCGGGUGGCCGCGUUCCCGAACACAUACACGUUUUUGAAAUACGAACACGAGAAGCAGAGACGCGCCCCCAGCUCGCACACAUCCACACUCGUCAAAGAUAGGAGGAUCAGAUGGGCCGAACAACUUUUCCUCAAGUCUCGCGUGAAGCGGUACCCAACGCCAGACCCGGAUGAACCAGUCCACCGGGUCAAGAGGUUGGAACUGGAGAACGGUACGGCUGUCAGAACUAGAAGAUCAGAAUGUAGCAGGAGGCCACUCUUCAAUGAUGAGCUAUGGAGCCAGGAAUGGUAUUUGCAAGAUACCCGCACUGACCGCUCCCUGCCCCGACUGGACUUGAACGUGCUACCGGUCUACGCCCUCGGCAUCAACGGUGCCGGCGUCCGCGUCUCCGUGCUAGACGACGGCAUCGAGCACAACCACACCGACCUCCGCGCUAACUACGAUCCAGAAAUAAGUUGGGAUUGCAACGAUAACGACUCUGAUCCGUUGCCUAGGUAUGAAAAACUGAACAGGAAUUCUCAUGGUACCAGGUGCGCUGGCGAGAUAGCGAUGACCGCGAAUAACAGGAAAUGUGGGGUGGGUGUGGCCUGGGGCGCUCGAGUGGGUGGAGUUCGGAUGCUCGAUGGCCGAAUAACCGACAGAGUGGAGGGCGAAGCGAUCGGUUACGCGUGGGACAAAGUGGACAUCUACAGCGCUUCAUGGGGCCCUAGUGACGACGGUCGCACGGUCGAGGGACCCGGCCGCCUAGCCAACGAGGCGUUUGAACGAGGCGUCACCAAGGGUCGUGGUGGUAAAGGCAUAAUUUACGUGUGGGCCAACGGUAACGGUGGCGGUAAUAAAGACAACUGCAACUGUGAUGGAUAUUCGUCCAGCAUCUACACGGUUUCCAUCGGGAGCGCUUCCCAGCACGGGCUGUUCCCUUGGUACGGAGAGAUCUGCCCCUCAACCCUCGCCACUGCCUACUCCUCAGGCGCUUAUAAGGACCAGAAAAUUGCUACCACAGACACGGGGGACUCGUGCACACUAGGGCACACAGGCACGUCGGCGGCCGCCCCCCUCGCAGCCGGUAUCAUCGCCCUCGCGCUACACGCGAAUCCAAAUCUAACAUGGAGAGAUGUUCAACAUCUAAUAGUGUGGACAUCAGAGUAUGCCCCGUUGUCUGCAAACCCAGGAUGGCAAGAAAAUGGGGUCGGCCUUCGAUUUGAUGUCCGAUUCGGCUUCGGUUUAAUGAAUGCUGCGGCCCUUGUGUUGACAGCACUGAACUGGACGACUGUUCCAGAGAAAUCCGUGUGCCGGAUCGAAGCUUCUCCGUUGCAACAAGGCGAGGGCCGUAUAAGUUCAGGGGAAAUUGUAGAGAUACCAAUAAAUAUCAACAGUUGUGAAGUAAAUUACAUCGAGCACGUCGAGUUGAUAGUAAACGUUCGCUACAAUCGACGAGGGGCGUUACAGAUUUACAUCACUUCGCCUCAAGGAACCAGAGUACAGCUUUUGAGCUCGCGAGCUAAAGACACGUCCACCAACGGGUUUGUCAACUGGCCGCUUACUUCGGUCGCUACGUGGGGUGAGAAUUCUAAUGGUGUAUGGAAAGUGCAUAUCCAAGACGAAACUGAUGAACAAAAUAGUGGAGAAAUAGGACCGAUUUGUCUUGUCGUUCAUGGAACUCAUGAUAUGCCGGAGCACAUGAAAUACGGGCCAAGAAAAUACUCGCACAGCAACUACCAAGAGGUGUCCGACUACUUCGACGACGUAUUUGAAAACUCGAAUUCCGAUGAUAACAACGUGGUCAAUGUACCAGAACAGCAUAACACCGAGGAAGUGAACAUGAACGACAUAGAUCCCACAAUACUAGCAGAGGUUGAACAGGAACUGCAGAGAAUCCACCACGGCAUGGUGUACAAUAGAUCUCCAGGAUUGUAAAUUAUGUAACAUAAUAAUGUAUUUAGAUUUAUUUAUGUGACAUUGUGAUCUCUAUUUAAUAAGUGUGAUAAGAUUAUUAGUGAAAUGCUUCUGAAACUUAUUUAAUUAAAACAUAUCAGUAUUAACUACAGCCAGUCAUCAUGCCUUGUAAAUCCUGUAAUCAAAAUUAUUAUCUUGUGUGCAACAUUGUGAUAAAAAUAAAAUUCAGCAAAGUUUAUUCAUAGA